This is a messenger RNA of Peronospora matthiolae, 1431 nucleotides long. NCBI's taxonomy places the organism in Eukaryota, Oomycota, Peronosporomycetes, Peronosporales, Peronosporaceae. The record is from the annotation of a GenBank genome assembly.
AUGGCCGCGUCUCUCUUCCCGCAGUUCGGCAACGUCUUCGGCACGCCCAGCUCAGCCGGUCGUAACGAGCUCGUGUCCUUCCACGCUGGCAAAAUGACCGUCAAGGCCGCCGCAAACGGCAAGUUCCUCGUGACGCCGCAGCUGGAGAAGGGCAAAGUCUGUCUCUCACGUGGUGACGACCAGCUGCUUCACUUCCAGUGGGUGGACCGCCAGACGGGAGCCAGUCCCGAGGACUUUAUCAUCUUCCCGGACGACGCGCACUUUGAUAAGGUGGACACGGGCCGUCCAGACGAUCGCGUGUACAUUCUGCAGUACAAGAACUCGUCGCGCCGCUUUUUCUUCUGGAUGCAGAACAAGGACGCGUCGCGUGACGAGGAGCUGGUGAAGAAGGUGAAUGACGCCAUGAACAAUGCACAGGCAGCCUCGAGCAACGACGGUGGUCGUGUCUCUGGCAACAACGUGCAGCUAGACCAUAAUGCUAUCAUGCAGAUGCUCGGCGCUAUGAGUGCAGGAGAUCAGGGACGUGGAGGUGUCAGUGGAGGAGGUGUUGGCGGCGGAGGUCAGGCCGUGCAGAUGUCGGAACUGCAAAACAUCCUGCAGAAUAUGGGAUUGCCAGCGGAAGCCCAGUCGACGGCGUCGUCACCAGCAACGUCUGCCGUGUCGUCGUCGCAGGCGUCACAGAAUGGCGGUGGUAUCUCGACGGCGGCGACUACGGCACCCACUCAGCAUGACCAUGAUGUGAGUGGAAUGGAAGUGGACGAGAUGGAUGAAGAUGAGCUCUUGCGUCUGGCUAUUGAGGAGAGCAUGCGUGACGGAGGUAGCACCAACCCGGACGCAUCUGGAGAUGGCGCUGCAGGAGCUCUGUCCGGUGCCGCCGCAGUGUCGGCUCCAGUUCCGCCUGAACCUGUGGCGCUGUCACAGUUUACCCCGACAGCUGCUGUUGCAGCCUCAGCUCCGGCAGGCACCAAUGUCGCGGCUGGUGGAACGCUUACAACGGCAGACCUACAACGCGCAAUGGCUUCUUUCCAAGGGCUCACGCAACCGAAGCCGGUAUCCCUGACGAAGCUCCUCAGUGCUGACAACAUGGAGAGUGUUCUUGAUGAUCCAGCAUGCGUCGACGCCUUGCUACCACACUUGCCCGAGGGUUCCCAAACUCUCGCGGAACUUCGCACAACGUUGCGCUCUCCUCAAUUGCGUCAAAGCAUCGGCUCGCUCGUGAGUGCUCUGCGGAGCGGAAAUUCGGACGCGGUCAUGGCCAAUUUCGGACUGGAUCCUGCGGCAGGUGCUGCAAAACUCGCAUUCGGCGACGGCGUGGGUGCAUUGCUUGCUGCAGUUCAGGCGUGGGCCGACCAGCAAAGCGCCACAGAGUCUUCUCGAGUUGUAAAUGAUCGGAGUGGGGCGGAAAACAUCCGGUUCGCAGCGUCUACAUGA